Molecule: messenger RNA, 1500 nt
Organism: Mya arenaria
Lineage: Eukaryota; Metazoa; Mollusca; Bivalvia; Myida; Myidae
Product: cholecystokinin receptor type A-like
Exons: 3
Coding region: 247-1500 (417 amino acids)
Biological process (GO): neuropeptide signaling pathway
Cellular component (GO): membrane
Molecular function (GO): G protein-coupled peptide receptor activity
Source: RefSeq, a predicted model, not a curated record
CUGUCUUUCACUAGUGGUUGUCAGGAAGACGCUAAGGCAGUUACGUCUAGUGCUUCAACAAUUGGAUUUUAUAACUGUGACAUAUAUGCCGUCAACUUUAAAACGCUUUUGGAUUUUCUCUUGGAUUAAUUGCUUACGAGUCUGACAAGCACGAUGUCUGCAAUAAUUCAUAGCAAUCACUGAUGCAGACUACGGACACAAGAAAGGUGAUAUCUGACAGACGUUGUUAGUCUUUAAAUCUCAAUAAUGGAAGAUCCGGCAGUGGUUACCGUUAUGAUGAUGCUAUCCUUGUUUUCUAUUUGCGGAACAAUCGGAAAUUCACUCGUUCUUUACAUCUAUUCACAUAAGAAGGAAAAGUCUACAGCGGGCAUUUUCAUUAUGAGCCUUGCAGGAACUGACCUUUUCACCUGUUUGUUCGUUAUGCCGUUCACAGAGGCUGUCGUGUACCUGAAUUACAUGGUUCGAUAUGACGUUGCAUGCAAGAUUUAUAUGUUCUUUAUCACAUGCAAUGUACCUUUCGCAGCUUUCAUAAUGGUUGCAAUUGCAAUUGACAGGUACUUUUGUAUCUGCCAUCCAUUUCUACAUGUGCUCAAUAUAUUUCGUGCAAAAGUUAUCGUGUCGUGCUUACUGCUGGUUGCAUCUACAUUUGGAGUCAUCACAUCUCUCUCAUACGGUGUGUACACCUACAAGCUGAUAGUGCCUGGUAAUGAAGCCCGCACAAAUGAAACUAAAGGUGUACAAUAUGGUCAUAAUGCAACAUCUAAUACCGCUGGCCAUUAUAAAUGUACCACGUGCUCAAAUGAACUGGAAAUGGAUGUAUGGGACUAUCAUGUAUUUAACAACAACAAAACAGAAAGGCAAGCAGGGUAUGAACUUUCCUUUACAGGAAUAUGUGCUCCUAAUUAUAUUCUUACUGGCCCAGAGUUUUUGAAUUUUUAUCAACGUGCGUACGCUGGGACAUACCUUCUAUCUUUUGCCGUCGUUUUCAUCCUAUAUGGCCUAAUAUACCGGUCAAUACACAAGCACCGAGCAAAUAGAAGCAAGAGAAAACGUUCCAGUCUGUAUCCGUCUGGUGUUGAUUUGAAAAACGCUGAAAAGCAGUUCACGGCGGUGACUCACGUAAAUCCUCACAGUGGCCGUCGGAGCGAUCCACGUCUUGAAAAUGGAGAUGGCGACGUUGACGUCGGAAAGCCUGUGGAGUUGCAGCCUAUGAGACCAACGGCAAAAAAUAUCACACGAUCAAUUUCAAUCAAGGAGAAAACGUUAUUUGCCAAUAUUAGGACGGCUGUCAUGUUGUGUGUUGUUACCGUUGUUUUUCUUGCUGCAUUUCUGCCUGCUUGGCUUAUGGGAUUACAAGCGAUAGGGUUCAACGCCGUGAUUUUUUACAUGUAUUUUGUAUAUCAUACUGCAAAUCCUUUUAUUUACGCAUUCAUGAACAAAUCAUUUAGAGACGACCUACGAAAGGUUCUCAAGUGCCAGAGUAUACCAAGGGUUCGUUGA